UGUUUGACUUGUCGUUCAGACGCGGUUAAUCGUCCACUGAUCUGAUCGAGCAGCUCGUCCUCUUGCGCUGUGUCAAAAUGUCUCUCAGGCGAUUAUUAUUGCGAACUCCGACUUUACAUAGGAUCGUGAGCAGAAACGCUUUCACUGCGACCAAGCCGGAUCCUUCCAAACCGAACAUGCUGAGAGUGGGCAUGGCUUUCGGGACCACAGCUCUCCUGUGGACGAUGCUGUUCAAAAAACACUGGAGCGACGUGCAGGAAUACAAAGCAAGCAAUGGACUGGAGUAAUGAGCCCUAAUUUAUUUGUUUUCUUGGCCUGUUUUGCCUCAGAUUUGUUUUCAUCUAUCGUCAUGUAUAAUAAAGAUGUAAAUGUGUUCA
Tachysurus vachellii is the source of this 377-nucleotide messenger RNA. It is a transcript of the gene ndufc1, whose product is annotated as NADH:ubiquinone oxidoreductase subunit C1. The coding region runs from base 78 to 287 and encodes 69 amino acids. The transcript is spliced from 4 exons. The record is from RefSeq and is a predicted model, not a curated record. Gene Ontology annotation, cellular component: mitochondrion. NCBI's taxonomy places the organism in Eukaryota, Metazoa, Chordata, Actinopteri, Siluriformes, Bagridae.